Linepithema humile (Argentine ant) is the source of this 1270-nucleotide messenger RNA. It is a transcript of the gene mge, whose product is annotated as translocase of outer mitochondrial membrane 22 homolog mge. Lineage: Eukaryota; Metazoa; Arthropoda; Insecta; Hymenoptera; Formicidae. The record is from RefSeq and is a predicted model, not a curated record. Gene Ontology annotation, cellular component: mitochondrial outer membrane. Gene Ontology annotation, biological process: intracellular protein transport.
AUCGUCGUAGCGUGGGAGAUAAAGAGAGUACACGGCGCUUCGUGCUGAACGUGCUUGCUCGUCGCCGUUAGCGGGAUCUUCGGCCACGUUAUUCUUGAAAUAUACUCGACAAACGAAACGCGUUUACAUAUAUCUUUGUGUAUAUGGCUUCAGUUGAGGAAUUGGAUCAUCAGGUCGACAGCGGCAUGGGCAGCAGCGACGGGCGCUCCCCCGAGGUGAAAUCGCUCCUCCACGAUGACGAGGACGAUGAUGAGGAAGAUGAAAGCUUAACAGAAAGAUUAUUAGGACUCACUGAAAUGUUUCCUGAACCAGUACGCAAUUUUGGAUACAAUGUUGGAACCUGCCUGUGCACAUGUGCCAAAGGUUUAUACUCGUAUUCGUGUUCAGCUACAUGGCUGAUAUUUAGUUCAUCCACCAUUCUCUUCGCACCAAUUAUUUUCGAGAUGGAACGUGCACAAAUGGAAGACCUACAACGUACACAACAAAAGCAAGUUCUCUUAGGCCCUAACACAGCUUUGUCUGGUGUGAACUCUUCGGGUCUUCCAAUGGCACCACCUGUUCAGCGAUAGACCAUUACGUAAUAAAUCACCAUUACAUACACACACAUGUAUACAAAGCACACACAAAAAUGUCCAAAUAACAAAAAAGUUAAUUGGGUCUCCUGUUCAAUUGUGUAUUAUGAAUUAUGGAAUUUUACACAAAUUGUGAAUAUAACUAACAAUUUCUACUAGACGGGAGCUCACAAAUCGAAUGUGUUAUUCGCCUAACUGGAAUAAUUCUUGCAAAGUAAAAGUGCAUAAAGCAAAAUUUGAAGUAACUAAAACUUAAAUCGCUCAAUAUGAAGAAUAGCUGCAUGCAUCGGUCUAGUCUAUUUUCUUUUAUCUUUACACUUACAUAUGAUUAUCGUUCCUCUUGGUAAAUUUUACUAAGAAUUAACGUGCUGUGGUGUCGUGCGGCAUUUUAUUAUUUUAUCAGUGCGUAAAGAAGCUGCGAUAACGUUUUCGUUCAUCAAAAAGCAACAUCCGUCUGUUGUGAAUAAACAAUUGAGAGAAAUUGGGUAUGCAAUUAUUUAUAAUAAUUACUACACAAUUUGUUGCUGAAGAUGUGGUAAUUAUCGUUCACCACGUGUGUUAUCAUCUUUAAUAUAUUUCCUGUUAUAUUGUAAAAAGAAUAAAUAAAGACAUAGCGAAGUAGUGUCUCUAAUUCUUCUGUUAUUUGACUUUUUGUGCAUUUUUCUGUAAAAUUGAUGAGUAAUAAAUACAACAGCUCU